This is a messenger RNA of Cladocopium goreaui, 306 nucleotides long. The record is from the annotation of a GenBank genome assembly. Lineage: Eukaryota; Dinophyceae; Suessiales; Symbiodiniaceae.
AUGGGAAAUUUGCACGAUUGGCGGGAUGUGCAGGGUGUGAUCAAGACGGUCUUCCAGGCACUGUGUGAUGUGGCGCAUGCGCAGAGUCAUGCUGUAAGAGAGUUGGAGCGACGCACCGGCGAAAUGCAAGAAGAGCUGUACGAAAGUUUACGCCGCAAGGCGGACGUUUCGGAGCUCCGCGAUGCACGGCUUCAAGCAGAGGAGGAGGCAGACUCGGUGCUAGAAGGGCAGCGAAGGAGCACCUCUGAGGUUCAGGCGCUGCGCAACAGCCUUGGUGAAUUGCAUGCGGCUAUGGAAAAGCUUUGA